Messenger RNA from Daucus carota subsp. sativus, 1042 nucleotides. Its product is annotated as cytochrome c oxidase subunit 6b-1. The record is from RefSeq and is a predicted model, not a curated record. The transcript is spliced from 5 exons. Gene Ontology annotation, cellular component: mitochondrion; respiratory chain complex IV. The coding region runs from base 119 to 760 and encodes 213 amino acids. Lineage: Eukaryota; Viridiplantae; Streptophyta; Magnoliopsida; Apiales; Apiaceae.
GGAUCACCCCUCUCGGACACAACAAAGUAAAACAAGCACUAUUAUCGUCAAACACAUCUACUUACAUUUCUCUCUCUUAAAAUUCUCGGAGCAUUGUCUGAGGCUGCUUUCAUCAAACAUGGCCAACGCCGACACCGAAAAACCCGCCACUCUCUCCGAGCAAUAUCAUCUUGAGAAAGAAGAAAAGCUGAAUGCCGCGGAAGAAGUUGCGGUAGCAGAUUCUGCUACCGAAGCUGUAAAAGAAGUUGUAGCUGCAGGGACUGAGGAAUCCCCAGCGGCACCUAAAAGUAGCGAACCUGAUAAUGCUGCUAGUGGGGGAGACAAUGAAUCCCCUGAUGCUACCUCUGGAGAAAGUAAUGAAGCUGGUGAUAGUGUCACUGUUGCUACUCCUGAAGAUAGCAGCGAAUCCCCUGAUGCUACUUCUGGAGAAAGUAAUGAAGCAGGUGAAAGUGUCACUGAUGCUACUACUGAAGAAAGCAGUGAAAGUACUGAACAAGAUAAUGCAGGCGACCAAGAAGUUGAAGAAACUCCAGGAAUUAAGCUUGAGACGGCACCAGCAGAUUUCCGUUUUCCUACUACAAACCAAAGCAGGCAUUGUUUUACUAGAUACAUUGAAUACCAUAGGUGUGUUGCUGCAAAAGGUGAAGGUGCUCCAGAGUGUGAUAAGUUCGCCAAGUACUAUCGUUCGCUUUGCCCAGGCGAAUGGGUAGACAGAUGGAACGAGCAAAGGGAGAAUGGCACCUUUCCAGGUCCCCUCUAGGCGAUUACUGCUGCUUAAAGAAAAGCCGAGUAUAAAUGCUAGAUGUCAUUAUGUGUACCUUCUGGAUCUGCUGAUGAGUUGAUCAGCACGAGUUAAUAAUGUUGCAUUUACUUCACGAUUGAAUACUUGUUGCUGCACGGCGGAAGUUUGUGCUAGUAAGCAGAAACAUAAAACUUCAUUUUUCGUUUAAGUAAAUGCUCGACUAUCUGUAACAGUAAAAGUUAGUCCAUGAACCAACAGGGUUCUUGGGCUUGUUAUAAUCUACGACACAAUUACAUGUUA